Molecule: messenger RNA, 594 nt
Organism: Ustilaginoidea virens
Lineage: Eukaryota; Fungi; Ascomycota; Sordariomycetes; Hypocreales; Clavicipitaceae
Exons: 4
Coding region: 1-594 (197 amino acids)
Cellular component (GO): mitochondrion
Source: RefSeq, a predicted model, not a curated record
AUGGGCUUCAUUUCGCCAAACAGCGAUAUCGUUGAGCAAGCAGAUGGGCACACCACGUUGCACUCUGCCUCCAAGAUGCUUCCCCAACGUAUCAUGCGGUCAUCCGCCCUCCGCGCGAGCCUUGCAUCCACUCGAUGUUUGCCUCUGGUUCAGCGACGAAGCUUUCUGCCCGAUUCGCUUUCCAAUCGCAAGGCCUUGGAUGCCCACUACCCCGAACGACAAAUACUGUCCGACACUGAGGACCCCGAAAUGAACGGUGGCUACAUCAACCCCCCUCGCAUAAAGCGUCAAUUUCGAGAUCCCUACGCCGAUUGGUGGGACCCCCAAGAGCGUCGAAACUUUGGCGAGCCUGUCCACGAAGACAACGAUGUACUCGGAAUUUUCUCACCUUAUGAAUACACAUGGACCACGCCUGGGCGUGGCCUGAUAAUGAUUGGUACCUUUGUGGCUGCUUUGAUGGGACUUUCGGGCCUGGUAUACCUGAAUUAUCCCGAUCGGCCGAGCUAUCCGCGAGAGUUUGACGGCGGUCUGGAACGUGAGCUCGGUGGUCCCGGAGCUGUGCGGGCACGGAUGGAGGGCGACGAAGAUCCUUGA